UAUAUAUAUAUAUAUAUCGGUCGGUUUCGCGCGUAUCGUCGACAGAUUCUGAUUGAUUUUAGUCGAUGCACGUUGCACAUAGCUCGCUGCAUACUUUGACGCUGGUGCGAAUAAAGGUGCGCAGAAGAAUCUCUCUACGUGUGCAUAGUUCGCUUCUCGAGUUUAUCGCGAUACCAAUGGCGGCGUUUCAAUUUAAAUUCCAUCCGAGUGGAUUCGUUACAGAUCGUCACAGAUUGCCGAACAACGACGAGCGGAAUUUGACGAACGGGAUAAGCGGCGAAAAGGAAGCGAGGAGUUGUUCGGGCUUCUUCCCUGUGAGACUUUCUUCCGGCGGAGCGCAAAGGAAGUCCGACGUCACGUUUCCCAGCUGUACACUUGGCGAAUUCCUAAUUAUUCUUGCGACGCGUACAGACUUUAAAUUCUCGAUUUACGCCGGAGUAAUUAAUAAAUCAUUUAAAAAAAGACAUACAGAAGUUUCUAAGACAUCGCCGUUCUAUGUACUCUACCAUGAAUAUCACACGUCGGCGACACGAGAAUAUCGGAAUAUCGAGGGCAAUGUAGUAGAUGUCAACGUGUCAGACGGAGCGUGA
Pogonomyrmex barbatus (red harvester ant) is the source of this 590-nucleotide messenger RNA. RefSeq lists its product as uncharacterized. The record is from RefSeq and is a predicted model, not a curated record. NCBI's taxonomy places the organism in Eukaryota, Metazoa, Arthropoda, Insecta, Hymenoptera, Formicidae.